This is a messenger RNA of Nomia melanderi (Alkali bee), 3552 nucleotides long. RefSeq lists its product as uncharacterized. The record is from RefSeq and is a predicted model, not a curated record. Gene Ontology annotation, molecular function: RNA polymerase II cis-regulatory region sequence-specific DNA binding; DNA-binding transcription factor activity, RNA polymerase II-specific. Lineage: Eukaryota; Metazoa; Arthropoda; Insecta; Hymenoptera; Halictidae.
AAUAUUAUUAAUCGAAAAAUGAUGCAACGAUAUAAUAUCCAAUAGUAGACAUAAACAACCAUUUUCAAUACGGACAAUCUGCAAUCAAGCCUUCAAGUAUUGAGGCUACCUCCCAUUUAUCGAGUUGCAUAUCUAUUUAUAUUUCUAUUUUUAGCUAUUCAUCUGCUAUUUAGUUACGAAAACAUAACAUUGUAAUUCGUUGAUAAGAAAAUUCACCUAAAAUCUAUGACAACUUCAAGAUGAACUUUCUAAAUGCGUAACGUGCGUAACGCGUAAUGCCUCUGAGGUUAUGUUUUUAAGUACAUGUGUAUAGAGCAUAAAUUCUGUGUGUAUCUAAUAUUAAUUAUGUAUGUAUAGUAAAUUGGGAAACGGAAGCUUGUGUUAUACUUGAUAGUUUAUGUAUGUAUUGCUCUAUAUUUUUGUAUGCGGAGACACAAGAUUCAGCAAUUUAUAAAAAAAAAAUUCUGAAAAAUAGGAUAUAUGUUCUACCGUUACCAUUUUUAAUUAUAUUAUUUGGGUUAUAAUGUUAUGGAACUUUAAGGUUGUUCAAAGGUGUUGUGUAUUUUUCUUAGUCGAUAUAAGUAUGAACAUUCAUGAUACAUAUAAAUUUCCGUUAUACAUGAGAAAGAAACUAUAUUUAAUUAAAUGUUGUUGCAAAUAAUGUUGCUGUUUUAUAAAUUUAUAAUGUAACGACGGGUCUAACCAUUAACAAGAAUUUUGUUUUUUUUAACACGUACGUUCAAAGGUGUGAUAUCAGUGAAGAGAAAGUGUAGUACAAAAAUAUGUCAUUUAUGAAUAAUGUUAAUAACUACAAUAAAAUGGUUUCCGAAGAAAUCAUACAAACAGCAUGUACGAUGGAUGAAAGUUCAACCGAAUUUAUGGUUUUACCUAAAUUUGAAAACAUGGAAGAAUCCUUGGUUGUCGGUGAAGAAAUAGUGGUAGAUGAAAAUAUGGAUAUAAACCAACAAAUUUCUGAAGAAGAUAUCUGCAAAUCUAAAGAAACAUCUGAAUAUUUUGAAGAAAGUAUAGAUACAACAAUGCCUGUUGAAUAUGUCGAAGAUUCUGUAUCGUUAUCUACAAGGAACAUUGAUAAACAGAAAUGGCUCUCAAAUGAUACCAAUAACGAUGACUUAUUGUUACCAGAGCCAGAAGAAAGUGAGUCAGAAAUUGGUUGUAAUAAAUUAACAAGUGAUGAUCAAUAUGAAGAUGAGGAAACAAUAGCAACAUUCGUGACUGCUACUGGCCAACAACUGGCAUUAUACGCAGUAGAAGAUUCAGAAGAAAUUUUUGCUGUAGCAAUGUACGACGAAUCUGGUGUACCUCCAACAAGUUUUCAGUUUCUUAUGAAGGCUGAUGUUGAAAGAUUAAUAGGUGAAGGUGCUGUUAGAACUGUAAGAAAACCAACACAAAUAAAAAAACAAUUAUUAACAACACAGCCACCAAUAUUCUUUCCCAAAAAUGUUUCUACAAAUGACAUUUUGAUACAUAAUGAAAAUAAAAUUAUAUCAUCUGGAAAUCAAAAAAUACAAAAGAAAGAUAAUUUAUGGGAAGAAAAUUCAGAAACAUUGACAGAAGAUUCUAAUUUAGAUCUACAUUUGAAACAAGUUCCUAACAUUAUAUACGCAGCUGAUGAUAAACAGUCAGAUUUAACAUACUUAAUGAUGGAUAAUUGUUCUGUAAACAUUGAUAACUCUGAAGAUUAUCAAGAAGAGGAGGAAAGUGAUAGUGAGUUUAUAGAACAGUCAACUGUACAGUAUAUUCUCUUUGAAGGUGAUCAAUCUGAUUCUGAAUUGACCUUCGACGAGAUCCAAACUACUCUUCGAAAUCUUAAAGCUUCCGAAUCAAAAUCAUCAAGAAAGCAAUUGAGUAAAAAAUCUGACGAAGAUCAAAACAACUUUGUAAAUAUUAAAGAAACCGAAUACGAUCACUCACAGUUGAAUCACAAUUCUAAUUGCAAUCACAUUUCUAAUACUUUGACGGAAAGAAAGCUAAAUUUAAUAGAUCAGAAUGAAUCACUGGAGCCAUUUAUAAAUUCGACAAUGGAUGAAAUGUCGAGUAACACAAAUUUAGAUCUCUCAAAUGGUUCUAUAGAAUGCGUAUCACCGGAAUCAACACAAAUACAAUACAAAACUAAAAGAUCUCGUAAACAACAAUUAAUUUCUGUGAAUCGUGAAGAUUCAGAAAUAAUUAUACAACCGGCGUCUCUUUUAAGCGAAGAAGAUAAUAAUGUUAAGAAAAGAGGGAAGCGAAGAAGGUAUCGUCAAAGGAGCAACGAAGCAAAGAGAAUGAAAAGGAUUAAACGUAAGGAAGUUGAAAUCAUUGAAAUCGACGUUGACGAAGAAGAAAAUAUGCUUCAGUCAAAGAGGGAUGUUGUUGAAAUAACCAUAGACGAUAGUAAAGAUAAAUAUUCUAGCGAUAAAGAAAAUGAAAUUAUUAUGGUAGGAGAUUCUGAUGAUGAAUCGUCACAGUCAAAUUCAAAAAAGAUUUUGCCGCAGUGCCAAUACUGUGCAAGAAACUUCCGGCAACAAAGAGCUUUAGAAACUCAUUUACGAGUUUGCUCAAAAUCACCAUCAAACGCGAUUCGAUUUAGCGAACAGAAAAUCAAACAUACGAGUCGAACGAACGAAGACACGGUGAAAAAACAGUACGCUUGUAAAAUAUGUCAACAGAAAUUCGAUGUGGUGGUUGUAUUAGCGCGUCAUGUACGUUCUGAACAUUCUCAUAGGAAAAAACGUAGAUUUAGUAAAUCCUCGAUCGAACGACCAUCCAUAGAGGUCGAGGAGAAAAAAGAACCUAUUGAAUCUAAGAAGCAGUUAACUAUGAUUAAAAAGAUGAAAAGAAAAAGAAGUCAACGACCAAACAUUACCUGGGAAGUAAAAAAGUUGAGUUGCUCUGAUUGCGGUAGAUGGUUCCCAAGCGCUGCCUUAUUGAGAGCACAUUGUUUACAGCAUGAACAUAAGAUACACAAGUGUCACAUAUGCCAGAAGCUAAUAAGGUCCAGAUUGCUCUUUGUACAACAUUUAAAAAAGCAUCGACGUAUGCAAAAGAAUACAAAGACUAUAGCAAAUAUUCAAAAGAAAUUGCACACUACAAGAUCAGUGACAAGUAAGAUUACAACAUUGAGAAAACGGGGACGACCGCGAAAACUUUGAUUGCUUUGAGGAUUAAUGCAUAGAAAUUUAAAAAAAAAUGGUGAUACGUGACAAAAAUUGUUACUAUAUAAUUUCUUCUAAUGUGAAAUAUGUAUAAUAUAAAGUUCAUACUUCCAAUAAAAAUUGGAAAUAUUUAUAUGUUUGUUGGAAAAGAGAUAUCUUUCACUUUAAAGCACAUUAGAUGUUUAGUCCAAUGUAUAUAUUAUUUACAUACAUUAUGUAUGUAAUAAAUCAUUUAAUUUUACAAUGUCAUAUACAUUCGUAGUUUAAUAUUAAUAUAAAGGCUGACUUCUCCUAAUUAACGUUUGUAUUUAAUCAUGGUAUUAUUUAUGAAAUAAUAAAGUACUGAAACUUAAAACUUUAAUUGAAAUUGAGGAGAAGUUUGGAGAAUUAGAUCAAG